ACACAACAAGACAAGAGUGCAUCGUUUUCAAGGAGAAAGGGUUACGUGUCUAAUAUCUACGACAUAUUACCGACGCUAAGAAAACGACAGAUCUUUAUUACUUUCCACCUUCCCUCGUCACCCUGUCAUGGGACUCUUGCCAACACGUACUCAUCACUUUCCCGACUUUGAAUUGCUCCAAAAAUAUCUAUCCGGUCACUUCGGUUCGUUUACGGACACGUGUCUCAAAGCACCACGCCGACAUUUGCUAGUGUUGCCACGUGUCACUUUCCAAAUAAUGAUUCACUAAUUUUAAUAGCUGAUCCAUAUCCGAAACGGGGCUAUAAAAGUACCUUCCAUGCACUCACGAAACUUCAUCGAUCAAAAACACAUACAUCAUAUCAAACAGAAGCUAGUACGUACUGAUCAAGUGUUUGCUUAGAAGAAGAAAAAAAUUGAGAAGGAAGAUGGCGUCUUACCAGAACCGACCCGGAGCUCAGGCUACUGACGAGUACGGAAACCCGAUCCAGCAGUUGGACGAGUAUGGAAACCCGAUUGGUGGUGGAGGAUACGGGACAGGUGGCGGUCUAGGAGCGACUGGAGGAGGAGGUGCAGGUUACGGAACCGGAGGUGGUCAAGGAUACGGGACUACUGGAGCGGGAGCCAUGGGAGCUGGCGUAGGAGGUAGGCAGCACGGGCAGGAGCAGCUCCAUAAGGAAAGUGGUGGUGGCUUGGGAGGAAUGCUUCACCGCUCUGGAUCCGGAUCCAGCUCUAGCUCGGAGGAUGAUGGACAAGGUGGGAGGAGGAAGAAGAAGGGAAUCACCGACAAGAUUAAGGAAAAGUUGCCAGGUCAUCAUGAUCAGUCUGGUCAAUCUCAAGGAAUGGGGAUGGGAACUACCACCGGAUAUGAUGCCGGAGGCUAUGGUGGCGAGCGCCAUGAGAAGAAGGGGAUGAUGGACAAGAUCAAGGACAAGCUUCCCGGCGGUGGUGGUCGUUAAGCCUAUAUAUGCCAUUGAAACUUGGAACAAAAACAAACGUGUAUGACAUAUAUAAUAAAAAUAAAGGAGUGGCAAUCGCAUAUGGUCGUUAUAUAAUAUGGCCCUGCGAUGUGUUGUACGAGUGUGAGAGAGGACUGUGUAUGAGCAUCUUGUUCUUUUUAUGUUCUUGAUGUGUAUGUAUUCUGAUGUAUUCUGUGCUUUCAGUAUCUAUAUAUAUAUAUGUACCUUCUUUUCUUUUUCCUGUCUUAGUCUUUUUGCCAAAAUAUAUUAAUUCCUAUAUCUUUGGCAGUCGCAUACGCUUUUAUUUCUUGGACGACUGUUAUAGUCCGUGAACCUUAGACUGAGUCAGGCCCGUUUCCGAUAUCGAUGCUCCCUCGCUAAAUUGGGUCGAAUGAGAAUUGGAGAAAUUGGAUUGGAC
Thlaspi arvense is the source of this 1395-nucleotide messenger RNA. The record is from the annotation of a GenBank genome assembly. NCBI's taxonomy places the organism in Eukaryota, Viridiplantae, Streptophyta, Magnoliopsida, Brassicales, Brassicaceae.